AAGGUCGCGGACAUAAUGGAAACCAGCUGGCGGCUAAUUCAAGAAAUCAACUUACAUUACAAACUUAGCCACGGAAUAUACAGGAUUAAAUAUGAUACAUAAUCAGUUUUAGAGAGAAGAGCAGUGAUGUUGAGGAGAAGGAGCAGCAGCAGCAGUGCGAAGAGCUCCACUAAACGCAGGAGCAGCAGCGCGGGUUUCGACGAGUUCGGCUUCGCCUUUAUUAAGAGAAGAGAGAAAAAGCUGCACCACAGAUCCCAUGAUUAUAGCUUUCCGCAGCCAAACGCCCUCAAAGUCAAAGAACUGUGUGAAUUAUUGAGCUACUGGAAUGGAUCCAGUUUCAUUUGCAGAAAUCAGAUUGAGCGGUUUAUCCGCAUCGGAAUUCCUACAGCAGUGAGAGGACGAGUGUGGAAGUGCCUGCUGGACCUUGACAAUGUUCGAGUGGCCAGUGACUUCAGCUAUCAGGUGUGUUUGACUGAGAUCCGGAAGGGUCUGGUGGAUCUCGGGGUGAGCGAGUACAGCAUUAUCUCAGCCAUCACCACGCUAAUCGACAAGGAGAAUGACCUGGGCUCGGGCGCAGGCCAGACACCUGAUGCACACUCUUCAGCUUUCUCCACUGUGGACGUGGCUCUGUUCAGACAGAUCGCUCUGGACCUGCAGAGGUCUUUUCCCACUCACCGUUCACUAAUGGGAGACAGCCCUGAAGCCAUAGAGGGACAGGCCAAGCUAUUCAGAGUGCUCACUGCGUACGCCAAAUUUAACCCUCAGAUUGGAUACUGCCAAGGAAUGUCAUACAUCGCUGCGGUUUUCCUCAUGCUUCUGGGGGAGGAGGAAGCAUUUUGGGCUUUAGUGGUCCUGCUUGAAAAACCCAAAUACCUGUCUGAACUAUUUGACUCCUCACUCAAGAAGAUUCAGCAUCAGGCGCUGGUAUUUCAGCAGUUACUAAAGCACCGGAAACCACAGCUUUUCCAGCACCUGGAGAAAUUGGGAGUAUCAUCCUUCCAUUUUGUGAUGCAAUGGUUUCUGACUCUCUUCACCUCUCUGCCCUGCUGGGACUCUGUUCUGGCUAUCUGGGAUCUCUUCUUGCUCCAUGGCUUGCUGGCAGUGUUUCGGGCUGGGCUGACCAUCCUGCAUUUGCUCGAGCCUCGUUUGAUGAGUAUGACCGAGGAGACGACUGUGCUUCCUUUACUGCUGCGUGUUCCUGUGGAUGUCUCCCAGUACUCCGUCCUGAUUCCAGCCCUGUGGAGCACAGAGGUACAGGAGUGGGAGAUCAACUGCAUGAACAGUGUCAUAUUGGAGGAGAUGACUGAGAGCCAUGAGACAGAGAAAACAAAGGAGGACAGUUCGAGUUCUGUGAGCAGUGAUGAGCAGAAGGAAAAGAGUCCAGCUGUGGAAAACCCUGCGGAGGAUAGGCCCUCUAAAAAAGAGCCUGUAGGACCAGGAGGUAAAAACCUGUUUGCACGCAUUUUGAAAUUAGCACAGCGCUACCUAGCGGACUCAGCAAAACAGAACACAAGCAACAAGGCCCAGCCUGCUUCUCCUGCCAGAAGCAGCCCUGUUGUUGCCUGCCAGUCUAAGAAGAGGACCUCAGUCUCCUUCACCCAAGCACAGAGAAGGAGAAGCCAAAGCAGGCGUCCCCAGAAUGAAGCUGUGGUCAGGAAAGAGCCCCUCCCCCCUCAGUGCACUGAUGGAGGCACAGCUGAGAACAGGUCCCAGGUGCCCUUACGGAGGUUGAAAUCGGGCCCUGUCGGCAGAGUGGCCCGCAGACGCAGUGGUGUCCAGUCCGGCCGGGGAAAAUCACUUCUGCUCCGCAGCAGCAACCAGUCUCAGAAAGCCUCCAUCCCAACCUCACCUGUGUCUCAGGACCCAAACCAAGCCUGUACGGAGCCUCGGGAAUCCCCUGGCAAGUCUUCAAUCCGUCCACCACUAGAAGAGGGGAGUGUCUUUAGCCCCCGAACAGGCACUGAAGUUCGGGAGUCCCAGCUGAUCUGACUGAAGUUGACGAACUGAAAAUCAUAGACCAUUUUCAGAAGGAACACCCCACCCUCAUUACGCUCUACUCACAUGCUGACCCUUAUCCAGAUAGUUAAACUGAGUUUUGUUAGAAGUUUUCAAUCCUCAUCCUGAUCCUUGUGUCCGGUACAUCUCUGUGUUUUGCUGCUCUAAUGCACUUCAGUUCAAACCUGGACAGGCUUGUUAAAGAAUCGGGAGCAAGGAAACUUGUCUGUAUAAUUGAAAUGAUAAGUUCUAAACAGAGACAUUUAGAUGCGGUUUUGGUAUAAAAGGCCUUGCUCUAGAGAAAGAAUUUGCCUAUUCAAAAUUGUCAGAAAUUAAAUAUAUAUAUAAUUGAGACUCACGAUUGAAUGAAACAAUGCAAAAAAAAAAUGAUAAAGAAAUAAAUUUGUUAUAAUUAGUGUAUCGAUCCUAUAGGCAUUGUAUUAGAAUAGUUUUGAGUAGAUUUGUAGGCUUUGCAAACCAUUUUUUUCACCAAACCACAUUCUGAAUUACUUUACAAUACUAAAAACCUACAUAAUCGUAAAAUAAAUCAGGUUUAAGCUGCUAUUUCCCAGCUUAAUAUAUUGGAAGGAAUUUAAAAACUUUGUAUUGUCAACCCAUAACUUCCUUCCCGCGGCUGUCUUUUUAAGGGCAUUUCAGGAGUAGAACCACUAGGUUUAAUUCAUUUAUUCUUUGUGUUCGGAUUAUUAAUUUCAUCCUAGGCUUAACAACAACAACAACAAUUAUAAAAGCCAAUAAACCCUAGGCUUUCUAAUCAGUGUGAUAAUGAUUUCACUGAAAGAAGCUAGGAGAAGUUUUAUGAUGUUGAUAAAUGUGUGUAUAGCAGUAGAUAACCUCCCUGUUGACCCCCAGUAAAGGCAAGUUAUCAGUGAUGUUUUCAUGUUUUACUCUUUAGGACUUGUUUAGUUUAACUGUAAUGAGUGACGUUUACUUAUCGCCUUGCACUGAUUAUAAACACUAUGCGACUGCGGGAACACGUGCACUAAAUAUAUUUAGCACUUUGCCACCUAACGAAGGAUACAUGUGGAGGAUCUCAGAAUUGUAGCAUGUAUUAUUUUUCUACCUCUCUUUGGAGUCCUGGUAAAAGUGUCUGUUUUAAUGCUAAUGUGUGUAGCCAUUUGAGAUAAUAAAAGAUAAAUGAGA
This is a messenger RNA of Astyanax mexicanus (Mexican tetra), 3156 nucleotides long. RefSeq names its product carabin. The record is from RefSeq and is a predicted model, not a curated record. NCBI's taxonomy places the organism in Eukaryota, Metazoa, Chordata, Actinopteri, Characiformes, Acestrorhamphidae. The transcript has 16 exons. The coding region runs from base 127 to 1989 and encodes 620 amino acids.